UCAUUCACAGUGUUAUAUAUGUAACGUAAUUUUUCACUAUCAUGAAUUUCUUAUAAGUGUUUUCUGUCACACGGAUUAUUGAAUCACAAUGGCUAGUGGUUUCCGAACUGCUGAUGGGACGUACGCUGACGGAUCCUGGGAGUUGAAUAUUAGAGUAACGGACUUGCCAAUUAAAAAUGAUCGGGGUGAAACAGUUUCAGAACAUCUUGUACCAGUUCUUGUACGCAGUGAGGAUUCUGUGGGAUUCGCAAUCUCUAGAUUAGUGGAAGCUUUGAAAUUAAAAUUUGAUGUGACUCAGGAUUGGUCAGGUUAUGAGAUGUGGUGGCCAAAGAAAAAUAAAUGGCUGAUGAACAGCAAUCAUGCCUUGGUGAGAGAAGAAGUUCAGGCUGAUGCUGAAUUAUGGUUCACUAUGAGACAUAAGACACUUCGAAUCCAACUAUGCGAUCUGCAAUACGCAAAUAUUAGAGUUGAUUUUUCAUCAAAAGUUUUCACAGCGGUGAAAGAAAUUUGUAGAUUUUUUGAUAUUCGUCGACCUGAGGAAUUAUCUUUACUUCGCGUCCAAGAGAAAAGAGACGGCCACAAAAAUUCUCCACAGAGAUCUCACGCAAACGGAAGUUCUUACGAUGAAGGACUCAUCGCUCCAAACGUUCUCAAUCCAAGCAUGACUCCGACAUCUCCUUACACCCCAGGUUCACCGAUGUACAACACAUUGACACCAAAGAACAAGGGAAACAGCCCGCUGUCUGCAAACAGUCUUGAACUUCUUGAUGCCGCCUUCAUCAAUCCGAGAGUUUUAACAAAAUCACCUCUAAAACCUUCCCCCGCUGCUCUAUGUAAUCUAUUCCGACCUAAAUCACUACAUGACAAAGCCAGACGGAACAUGGGAUGGCUGGACAGUUCCAAAUCCCUGAUGGAACAAGGCGUCAAAGAAAGCGACACUUUACUUCUCAGAUUCAAAUUUCUUUCUUUCUACGACCUUAACCCCAAGUACGAUGCGAUUCGGGUCAACCAAUUAUUCGAGCAAGCACGUUGGUCGUUACUUUGUGAAGAAGUCGACUGUACAGAGGAAGAGAUGAUCAUGUUUGCUUCUUUGCAGUAUCACAUUUCAAGACUUGCGGAAAAUGUCACAGAGGAUUUCAAUGAUGACGAUAAAAAUAAGGACAUAGAUGAAGCAUUGCAUGAGUUGGAGGACAGUCUUGGAAUGGGGGGAAAUAACCCUAAGGGAGACAUAACCAGUGUUCCAGAACUAGCGGAUUACAUCAAAUAUUUCAAGCCGAAAAAACUCAUCAAAUCAUACAAGAAGCAUUGGUUCACAUUCAAGGAUACAACGAUCUCAUAUUUCAAAAGUCAGGAGGAAGCUGCAGCUCACAGCCCAGCUAUUGAUCAGUUCUGUGUGAAAGGAGCGGAGGUCAUACCAGAUGUGAAUAUCAAGGAUAACAAGUAUGUGAUCAAACUAUUGUUGCCAACGCAUGAUGGAAUGACGGAGGUCGGAUUGAGAUGUGAUAAUGAUGCAGUGUACUCUCGAUGGAUGGCGGCUUGCAAACUGGCAGCUAAAGGCCGAACAAUGGCUGAUUCGAGUUAUAAUUCCGAGGUCGACAAUUUGAAGACUCUGUUGAAAAUGCAGAAAACAGGAUCAGGAGGAACGCACAGCGUUGAAGGGUCCGGAACAGUCGACAACGUGAAUAUUGAGCCGGAAUAUUUCAUUGCUAGAAGACAUCUGAAGAAGCUUGGCAACAAGCAUGUUGUCAAGAAGAUUCAGGAAUCAGUGACGUACUACAACACUUACAAUUCAAUAAAUGCUAAGCUGGCUUACAUCAAGGCCUGGCAAGCUCUGCCGGAGUUUGGUUUAACUCAUUUCUACGUCAGAUUCAAGGGACAAAGGAGGGAGGAGCUUGUUGCAUUUGCAUUUAACCGUCUGAUACGAAUGGACCCAAAUACUGGAGAAGCAUUGAAAACUUGGAGAUACAACACAAUGAAGGAAUGGAGCGUGAACUGGGAAUCCAAGAAUCUUAUGAUCCAUGUUGCUGGGGGAGACGACGUUAACUUCUUGUGCUCAAAACAAUCUCCCAAACUUCUCCAUGAAUUCCUGGGCGGAUACAUUUUCCUUUCGAUGCGAAAUAAAGACAACGACGACAGACUGGACGAAGAUUUGUUUCAUAGAUUAACAGGAGGAUCGAUCGAUCAUGAAAAAUAGUUGCAGAGGAAACUGUUACCCCUGCAACAAUAACAACCUAACAUAUCAUGAACUUACACAAUUUGGUAUCAAAGGUGGAAUCUGCUGCAGUGUUAUCACCAACAGCUCUGGGGUCAGAAAGUUUCAAAUCCGAGCCAUUCCAGACUUCGGCUUCAUUCACUAGAAAUCUCCAUUCAAAUACGAACUAAGUCAUACUACUGCGUCACCAUGUACAUUCCUUAUUCGAAAUGAUAUGAGAGGAAAGUGACGAGACAAUAGCCAAGCGAGUGUCAUGUUUAUAUCUUUUGCUGCCUUUUUUAUGUAAAUGUAUUUUAAAUAUUUCAUUGAGUUUUAUUUUCCCAUAGGAAUGUGCUGGUGAACUGAGAUUCAAAAAGUUGACAGGCAGAAUUCUGUUAUGCAUAAACGGCAAAAUGCAGAAUUCUGUUAUGCUUGAUUGGUUUAUAUUAAUUUUUCUAGUACUUUUCGGUGAUUCUUUCUCGAAAAGUAUACAUUGUUGUUUGCGUGAUUGUUGUGCGUCCUUAAUUAUUUGAUUUGUAAAUUAAAUGACCGUUAUUGGCAGACUAUGAGAACCAACCAAUCUUUCAGGAAUAUAACUAAAUAGGUAUUGGUUGUUGUUUUAGUAAUUGAUUGUAGCGUUAUCUCGGAGUGCACAGGACUUUGCAAAUUAAAAAAAAUCAGACUCACUUGCCGAACGUUUUCUUGUUGCGAUCAAAAUGCUUUACUCGCAGUUGCCCAUUUCACACAAAACUUAUUUAUAAAUCAUGACAGUUUAUCUUCAAAAUAAAGCCUGUAAAUAUCUUGCACUAAUCGUCUGGUGACCUUAUGAUGUCAUAUUUUGUAUUGUAAUGUCAUAAAACCAUAUACCGGUAACCAAGUUAUGAAUUUUUCUUUUUCUUCGUAACUUCAGUAAUAAAUAACGAAAUAUAUAUUG
Messenger RNA from Styela clava, 3125 nucleotides. Its product is annotated as fermitin family homolog 2-like. Gene Ontology annotation, cellular component: cell-substrate junction. The record is from RefSeq and is a predicted model, not a curated record. Gene Ontology annotation, biological process: cell-matrix adhesion; integrin-mediated signaling pathway. Gene Ontology annotation, molecular function: integrin binding. NCBI's taxonomy places the organism in Eukaryota, Metazoa, Chordata, Ascidiacea, Stolidobranchia, Styelidae.